CGAAGGGCUCCUCCACGCCCCUGCCAGCCCACACCAGGGAUAUUGCAGCCCGGGGAGGCAACUGGAGCUAAUCCGGCGGCAGGUUUAAAUGUGUAUUCGGCUACUUGGCUACUGAUAGAGAAUACAAAAUGAAUAACUCAACAAACUCCUCUAACAAUGGCCUGGCUCUGACCAGUCCUUAUAAGACAUUUGAAGUGGUUUUUAUUGUCCUUGUGGCUGGGUCCCUCAGUUUGGUGACCAUUAUUGGGAACAUCCUGGUCAUGGUCUCCAUUAAAGUCAACCGCCACCUCCAGACCGUCAACAAUUACUUUUUGUUCAGCUUGGCCUGUGCUGACCUCAUCAUUGGUGUUUUCUCCAUGAACUUGUACACCCUUUACACUGUGAUUGGCUAUUGGCCUUUGGGACCUGUGGUGUGUGACCUCUGGCUAGCCCUGGACUACGUGGUCAGCAAUGCCUCGGUCAUGAAUCUGCUUAUCAUCAGCUUUGACAGAUACUUCUGUGUCACGAAACCUCUCACCUAUCCCGUCAAGCGGACCACAAAAAUGGCCGGUAUGAUGAUUGCAGCUGCCUGGGUCCUCUCCUUUAUCCUCUGGGCUCCAGCCAUUCUCUUCUGGCAGUUCAUUGUAGGGGUGAGAACUGUGGAGGAUGGGGAAUGCUACAUUCAGUUUUUUUCCAACGCUGCUGUCACCUUUGGCACUGCCAUUGCAGCCUUCUAUUUGCCUGUGAUCAUCAUGACUGUGUUAUACUGGCACAUAUCCCGAGCCAGUAAGAGCAGAAUAAAGAAGGACAAGAAGGAGCCUGUGGCCAACCAAGAUCCAGUUUCUCCAAGUCUGGUACAAGGAAGGAUAGUGAAGCCAAACAACAACAACAUGCCUGGCAGUGAUGAUGGCCUGGAGCACAACAAAAUCCAGAAUGGCAAAGCUCCCAGAGAUGCUGUGACUGAAAACUGUGUCCAGGGGGAGGAAAAAGAGAGCUCCAAUGAUUCCACCUCAGUCAGCGCUGUCGCCUCUAACAUGAGAGAUGAUGAAAUAACCCAGGAUGAAAACACAGUUUCCACUUCCCUGGGCCAUUCCAAAGAUGAGAACUCAAAGCAAACAUGCAUCAAAAUUGUCACCAAGACCCAAAAAGGUGACUCAUGUACCCCAACUAAUACCACCGUGGAGCUAGUUGGUUCUUCAGGUCAGAAUGGAGAUGAAAAACAGAACAUUGUUGCUCGCAAGAUUGUGAAGAUGACCAAGCAGCCUGCAAAAAAGAAGCCUCCUCCUUCUCGGGAAAAGAAAGUGACCAGGACGAUCUUGGCUAUCCUGUUGGCUUUCAUCAUCACUUGGGCCCCAUACAAUGUCAUGGUGCUCAUUAACACCUUCUGUGCACCCUGCAUCCCCAACACAGUGUGGACAAUUGGUUAUUGGCUCUGUUACAUCAACAGCACUAUCAACCCUGCCUGCUAUGCACUUUGUAAUGCCACCUUCAAGAAGACCUUUAAACAUCUUCUCAUGUGUCAUUAUAAAAACAUAGGCGCUACAAGGUGAACCAUCUUUGUAAAGAGGGAAGGUAGUCAAGGGGAGCUUGGGGAAAAGAAACAGAAUAAAAGAGCUCCUAGUUUUCAAAUCUCUGCCACUGCACUUUAUAGUCUUAUCAUGGAAUGUGCAAUUAAGGAGCCCAACAG
This is a messenger RNA of Hippopotamus amphibius kiboko, 1666 nucleotides long. It is a transcript of the gene CHRM2, whose product is annotated as cholinergic receptor muscarinic 2. The record is from RefSeq and is a predicted model, not a curated record. Gene Ontology annotation, cellular component: plasma membrane. Lineage: Eukaryota; Metazoa; Chordata; Mammalia; Artiodactyla; Hippopotamidae. Bases 129 to 1529 code for a protein of 466 amino acids. The transcript is spliced from 2 exons. Gene Ontology annotation, biological process: regulation of heart contraction; adenylate cyclase-activating adrenergic receptor signaling pathway. Gene Ontology annotation, molecular function: G protein-coupled acetylcholine receptor activity.